UUACCUGCUUUUGGUUUCUGUAUCACCGGAGUUCGGAAAGCAACCUCGGAGCUGCCACGGGCUACCGAUGGGUUCUUUGCCGUGUUUAUACGUGUAUCCUGUUUUUAUUUUAGCGCUUGCUUUUAAAAAAUUAUCUUUAGCUAAUAUCAUUAUUAUCACAUUUUGAUCUCGACAAGUAAUACUCCCCGAAAAAAAAAUGUAUACUGCGUUAAUUUGAUAGAAAAAUAUAAUAGACAUUUAACAACGCUACACCGUCAAGACGUUUGACUCCGCUGAAGGAAGGGCAAAGAAGAAAAGUGUCCCAAGUAUGAAUAUUCUUUAUGAAGUUUUUUUCAACGUCUUUCGACUCAGGUAGUUAAGCUGACUUGGGAAAAAAAAUAUAAAAAGGACGGGGUGUGGCUGGUUGGCCCACGUUUAUGAUGUUCUAGGCUAGGUUUCAAAUGAUAGGCCACGAUAGAAAAGUUAAUCAAGGUUGUUAAAAGAAAGAAAAUACAGUAAUGUCUGUUCCUUCCACAUCAUCAAAAAAGCUUAGUGAAGGAAAACCAGGAGGUACAAGUCCAAGUCCUAUUGAAAGUAUCGAAGUUGUUCCUGGACCUAGUUCUUUAGAUCCUAUGCAUUGCACCUUUCCACAAGAUGGUGAAUCUGAAGAAUAUGGUGAUGAAGAAGAUGAAGAUGAUGAUGAAAGUAGUGAAGAAGAGAGUGAAAUUAGUGAUUCUGGCUUAUUUCGUGAUGCUGAGUGCGAAGAAGAAAUUGAAGGUAGCAGUUGUUCAUCGCCCGUAUUACAAGCUCAGGCAUGUUUACCACAGAGAGUUCAUAGUCCUAUAUUACACACAUGUGUUCCAUUGGAUAUUGUACAACCUCAUAGAAAACGAAAAAGUGAAACAGAGUCUAGUUUACCAUGCAAAAAACUUAAUCCAGAAGAUAAAUCUUAUAUAAUGAAUGCAAAAAAAUUGGAUGAUAAGGCUAAACAUAUUAGAUGUGUCAUUCCAACAAAAGAUAAUCCACCACCUGAAAUGAAUAACUGGCUUUUGCAAUUUCAAAGGUGGUCAAAUGCAGAAAGGAUGUUAGCUAUAGACGAAUUAAUAGAAAGAUGUGAACCAACGCAAGUACGUCAUAUGAUGCAGGUUAUAGAACCACAAUUUCAAAGGGAUUUUAUAUCCUUACUGCCAAAAGAAUUAGCCUUAUCGGUAUUGGCUUUCUUAGAACCCAGGGAUUUAUUACGUGCAGCACAAACUUGUAGAAAUUGGAGAUUUUUAGCAGAUGAUAAUUUACUUUGGAAAGAGAAAUGUAUAGCUGCUGGUAUAGAUGAUUUAAAAGAUUUGCCUCCUUCAAAACGUAAAAAUUGUAGAAAUCCUGGCAACUCUUCAUCACCAUGGAAACAAGCUUAUAUGCGACAACACAAUAUAAAAAUGAAUUGGAGAACAAAGCCAAUCCGUACCCCAAAAGUUCUUAAAGGUCAUGAUGAUCAUGUUAUUACAUGUCUUCAAUUUUCUGGUAAUCGAAUAGUUAGUGGUUCUGACGAUAAUACUCUUAAAGUUUGGUCAGCUGUUACGGGUAAGUGUUUACGAACAUUGGUUGGACAUACAGGUGGUGUAUGGUCCUCCCAAAUGUCAGGUACUACUGUGAUUAGUGGUAGUACAGAUCGUACCUUAAAAGUAUGGAAUGCAGAGACUGGACAGUGUAUACAUACUUUGUAUGGCCAUACAUCAACAGUGAGAUGUAUGCAUUUAUAUGGAAAUAAAGUGGUUAGUGGUAGUAGAGAUGCCACAUUAAGAGUGUGGCAAGUAGAUACUGGUGAAUGCCUACAUGUACUUGUGGGUCAUUUGGCAGCUGUCAGAUGUGUGCAAUAUGAUGGAAAAUUAGUUGUCAGUGGAGCUUAUGAUUAUAUGGUAAAAGUAUGGAAUCCCGAACGCGAGGAGUGCCUUCAUACAUUGCAAGGACAUACUAAUCGCGUCUAUUCCCUCCAAUUCGAUGGUGUACAUGUUGUUAGUGGAUCACUAGAUACAAGUAUAAGAGUAUGGGAAGUAGAAACUGGUGCUUGUAGACAUACUCUUAUGGGCCAUCAGUCUCUUACUUCAGGUAUGGAAUUGCGUAAUAAUAUUUUGGUGUCUGGAAAUGCAGACUCUACAGUCAAGGUAUGGGACAUUGUUAGUGGGCACUGCCUUCAAACACUUUCUGGUCCAAAUAAGCAUCAAUCAGCGGUUACUUGUCUGCAGUUUAAUAGUCAUUUUGUGAUUACUUCAUCUGAUGAUGGUACUGUUAAACUAUGGGAUGUCAAAACUGGUGAAUUUAUAAGAAAUCUAGUUGCUUUAGAAAGUGGUGGGAGUGGUGGAGUUGUUUGGAGAAUACGUGCAAGUGACACAAAAUUGGUGUGUGCAGUUGGUAGCCGUAAUGGUACUGAAGAAACAAAACUUCUUGUCCUCGAUUUUGAUGUAGAGAUAAAAUAGUGCACUUUCUCACAGACUGGAUUCCUGCUCCUUUGUACGACUUCUGUACAUACUUUAAUUAGGUAGCAUAACCAAUUUACUGUACAAUGUUUCAUGUAUUACAUGGUGUGAUUGUGAUAAGACUGUAUGGUGGAAAUUUGAAGAAGUUGAUUCAAGUCAAUUUUGGACAUUAUGCACGAUCUUGGAUUAGAUGAGUUGUCUAACAUUGACGGGAUUAAUUGCAUAACUUACGGAGUGUAUCAAUUGCAGUGUACAAAUAUGAGAUUUAAAAGACUCAACAGCCUCUGGGGAAUGAGAGCUUUAUAAGUGUAAUACUGAAUUAUUGCUGUUAUUGAAUUUAACGAAAUCGUUACGGAUAUAAAAGAAGGCAUGAUAAUUCUUUCAUCUUAAUGCAAGUUUAUGUGGGCUAUGAAAAAGAUUUCUUAUAAAAAAAGUAAGGUUUUAUCAAUAUUAUGGAACGGUUAUUUAUAGAAUUUCAAUUAAAAUAAGUAAUUAUUAAUUGUCCACAUAAGUUACAACUUGAACGUCAUUCUUUUUUAUUCAUUUUUUCUUUUUUCUUUUUCCUUUUUUUUUUUUUUUUUUUUUUUUUUUUUUAAGAAAUUUCUGAUUAAAUCUUUUUUAUUAUAAAUGCAAAUAUCAUGCCACAUGAUUUAGAUAUCAAUCUGUAUCUAUUUAGAAACAUGAUUUUUGUUGUAAGAAUGGAAAUACAUUGUUGUGAGACUGAAAAAGAGAUACAUAUGGGAGGACACAAAGAUUUAGAUUUUGUAACUAUCACUUGAAUAUAAUCGUGUAAUAUCUAAUAUUAGUAAAUCAUUAGGUAUAGUAAAAAUUUUUUUAAUACUAAAAUUUUAAGAUUACAUCGAAAUAUGUAUAAAAAAAUUUUUUUCUUUUUCUUUUUUUUGCUUGAAAAUGCAAAAAUUUGAUAAGAUAACUUUUAUGUGUAUACAAAUUGAUAAGGAGAUAGAAUUCAGUCUUAAUUGGAAUUCUGGAGUCAUGGAGAAUAUGACACGAAUUUGUUUCGAUAUAUUCACGUUAAAUAGGCGUAUAUGUGAUAUAUAAAUAUUUUCAUUAGGUGUAAUCCCAUAUGUGUGGCGAUUAAAUCUCCAUCGUUUAAUAUAUUCAAAAAUUAAAAUGACUUUUAUAUAAGUAUAAAAAGAUCUAAAAAUGAGCGGAUCAUUAGGAUUAUUGGAAAAGGAUUUAUUUAUUCUAUGUAAGCAAUCGUAACAUAAAUGAUCGAAAAGCAAAUGAAAUAAUGAAAAGGCUCGCAUCGAAAGUUAUAGAAUGUCUUUUUUUGAUAAUUCAUAAAAGUAUUUUUUUUUACCAAGGGGCAAUAAUAAGAGCUGCAUAUUAUCCCCAUAUAGUAUGUAUAUGCUAAUUUUAUAGCAUCGCUUAUAUAAUCACGAUCUUUAGAGCCCCUAUGAAUUGUCAAAAGUAAAUUAAAAAGUUAGACUAAAAAGGCAUUUAUUUAUUAUUCCAGCUUAGGAUUUACAGUAAAUCGAAGUGAUGUAGACAAUAAUUAAUUAUUGCACUUAAUCACUAUCAUUAUUCCUGAAAUAGAUAAAAGUAAGUUUGCAAAAAAAUUCAAAAUAUUAAUUUUUUCCUCUUACAAAGAGUUUAUAUGCCUAUAGAAAGGGCAUUAUAAGGAAUGUAAGAAAAUAUAUUUUGUGUGAAUGCAUCUUUUAUUAUUGGACCCUGGUUAUCCUAAGGAUCGUGUUUUAUUUGUAUAUUGCUUAAUAGUUUAUAUUAUAAGGAUGUGUUAUCUGUUGUAUCAUUUUUUACAAGAAAUAGAAAAUGUUGCUCCAUUUUAGAAAAAUCGUAUUUUUAUUUACAAUAUACUGUCAUUUACAAUUUGUUAUAUUAAAGAAAAAUUUGUUUAACAGCAAAAUAAAAUCUGUACAUUUUGUUUCCUAUAUAAAUAGAUAAUAUUUUUUUAAUGUUGGAAAUGUAGCAACAACUAAGAAAUUAAAUGGAAAGAACUAUAUACUAUAUGUGUAUAUAGAUAUGUAUAUUUGACCACAGUAUGUUUCAAUUUUCUACGAUGUGCUGUUAGAUUUAUUUUUAUAAUAAUAACGAUAGGAGUAAAAAAAAUAUGUGAAAAUUCAAAAAAUCAUUUGUUAUUUCUGGCGAUAAUGUGAAGUUUGAAAAUUAUUAAUGACCCACAAGAUAUAUGAUAGAUAAUAAAAGUUACAAUUUUAAUUCAAAUAAUUUACAGGUAAGAUUUUGCUUUUUCGUUAAUUUCUUUACUGUUUCAUUACCGUUUCAAUAAUCCACAAUUUCAUUAAUGUUUCAAUAUUCCAACAACAACUGUACAUGGUAAAAUAUAUAACUUACAAGAAUAUUUGUCUUUCUAAAAACUGUUUAAAAUAUCAUGUUUUAACAAUGAUAAUAAAAGUACAUUCUUCACAAGUCACAUAAAUUGAAGAAUUUUUUUCUUCGAGCAUCUCUUUGUCUAUUUUGUAAUAAUUGCCACAUCUGCAUGGAAAACUUAAUUCAUCCUUUUUAUUUGUUUCUUGUAAUUCAUGUAAAUGUACAGUUGCAUGAACAAUAAUGUUGUUAGAUUCUAAUUCCGCUUGUUUACAUUCAGUAUCAUAUUUCUUUCUCAAGUCGGGAUCUUUUAAGAUAGACCAAGCUUCGGCAAGAAGUUGAAAUUCUUUAGUAUUUUCCUUUGUUCCAAUGGUUUUAUCCGGAUGAAGUUGACGUGCUCGAUGAUAAUAUGCAUGCCUUAUUUCCUCAUGUGAUGAUUCCAUAGAACAACCAAGUGUAUUAUAAUAAUCAUAUAUAUCCAUUAUUUCCUUCUUCGUCUGGUUAUUUACGUAUUAAACUAUUUAACGAUUUCAGUAUUAAUAUGAUUAGAGUUUAUGAAAUAUUUUAUAGGUUAUAUAGUUUACAUCAUUCUAUCAACUAUUUCACAUGUGGUCAUAACGCGACUGCGCAGUACGAUGAGUUAUUCUAUUCUACGAGUCAAUGUCUAUAUGUAUAAAACAUUGCAUAAUUUCAGGCGUCUUAACCACAGACCUACGCGCCAUCUACCGGCUACGAAUAUUAACUAAUUUUUCAUAUAAAUGAUUACGUAUCGUUUCAAACUAAUUAUUCUGAUUGUUUAAACUUAUAUGUAUUGUUUCGAAAAAUGUUUAAAAUUAAUAAAGUAAUAACAAGGAUUUCGAAAGGGACAUAAGGAAAUACAGAAUUUGCCUCUUUAUUGAUAAAUUAUCAUUUAAAUAAACGCUAAAUAAUAGUAGUAGUA
This is a messenger RNA of Vespa velutina, 5691 nucleotides long. RefSeq names its product F-box/WD repeat-containing protein 7 (gene ago). Gene Ontology annotation, cellular component: nucleus; cytoplasm. Gene Ontology annotation, biological process: ubiquitin recycling; proteasome-mediated ubiquitin-dependent protein catabolic process. The record is from RefSeq and is a predicted model, not a curated record. The transcript has 8 exons. Gene Ontology annotation, molecular function: ubiquitin binding. Bases 498 to 2447 code for a protein of 649 amino acids. NCBI's taxonomy places the organism in Eukaryota, Metazoa, Arthropoda, Insecta, Hymenoptera, Vespidae.